CUGAAAUCCUUCGUAUCCCGGGCGCUCUCUCUCUCUCUCUCAGGAACCCAUCUCUGUUCUUUCCAUGCAAUAACCCUAGCAUUCUUCUCUCCAUCUCCCACCAUGCUUCCCUUUUCGUCCACCGUUUCAGACCAGAUUCGCUUCUUGCUCCAGAACUCGGACGAUUCCAACUCCGACUCGGUCUUCCGCGAGCUCUGUCAGUUUGUUGAAUAUGGGAAUGAGGGAAGCAUUGUACUGCUCCAAGCCUGCUUAGAUCAAGUGAAAUUUCAGAGCGAAGACUUUCAGUCAAAGCUAUAUCUUCUAUCAGCUAUCUUUAGAUACUUUUUGGGUAGACCAAAUUUCGCCACAGUUUUCUGUGAAGCACUGAGAAGUAAAGUGAUGAGUGAAGGAUUUCUAGAAGGUCUCUCCAAGCAAUUGCAUUUGUCUACACCCGAGAAAAUUGCUGUUGGUCUUGCUCUGUCAGAUUCAGGAAAUAUGGAUUUCAGAAUCAGAGGGCAAAAUUUCUGCAGGGCACAUAUUGAGGAAUUAUGUACAAAGCCUGCUUCUGUUUCUCAUGAGCAAAUUCAGAACAUUUUUUUAUUUCUCUCUCAGUCCGAGGGCCUUUCAAAGCAUGUGGAUUCUUUUACAAAGAUGUUGUCCUUGUUACAACUCAAAGAGAGGACUCAUUUUGUACUAGCCCCAAUACUGGCAGAUGAUUCAUCUGAUGUCAACUCAUUGAGGUAUUUGGAAUCAUUCUUUGAUUGCACUGAGAAUGAUUUUGAUACUGUUCUAGCUGAGAUCGAGAAGGAAAUUAGCAUGGCAGAUAUAAUGAAGGAACUGGGCUAUGGAUGUACAACUAAUACUUCAGUCUGUAAAGAGAUGCUCUCUCUCUUUUCACCCCUUAAUGAAGUUACUCUCUCUAGGAUACUCUGCACAAUGGCAUGGACCCAUAUUGGUCUUGAGGACAGUCAAAACACAUUUUCAACAUUCUGCUCUGCUCUUGGUACUAAUUCGACUGCUGAUUCAUCAUGGUUGAGCUCUUGGAAUGUUGAUGUCCUCGUAGACUCGAUUAAAGAACUUGCUCCUGAAAUUGAUUGGAGAAGUGUCAUGGAAAACUUGGAUCACGAGGGGUUCUACUUUCCUGAUGAAAAGGCAUUUUCUCUUUUCAUGUCUAUUUAUGCAAAAGCGUGCCAGGACCCAUUCCCCCUCCAUGCCAUUUGCGGGUCUGUUUGGAAGAAUGCUGAGGGCCAGCUAUCUUUCCUAAGACAUGCUGUUUUUGCACCGCCAGAACUGUUUACAUUCACACAUUCUACUAAGCAGCUGUCGCAUGUUGAUGCGGUGCAUGGGAGUACGCUUCCACCUGAGCAUGCAAAUAAUGCUUGGUUCUGCCUUGAACUUUUAGAGGUGUUAUGUCAAUUAGCCGAAAGUGGCUAUGCCAGCUCUGUCCGCACAAUGCUUGAGUACCCUUUGAAGCAGUGUCCUGAUGUCUUACCUAUUGGGAUGGCCCAAAUUAAUACUGCAUUUAAUCUCUUACAACAUGAAGUGUGUUCCAUUGUUUUUCCCGUGAUAGCUGGAAGUGCCAUGAAAAGUGGGAUAGUUCAUCAUCUUUGGUUAAUUAAUCCUAAACUUGUCUUGCGAGGUUUUGUUGAAAUUCACAACACUAAUCCAGACACCAUUGAGAAGAUAUUGGACAUUUGCCAAGAGCUGAAGAUCCUAUCAUCUGUGUUGGACAUGACUCCAUUUCCUUUCAGCAUUAAACUUGCUGUGCUUGCUUCUCAGAAGGAACAUGUAAAUCUUGAGAAAUGGUUGCAUCAAAAUCUGAGCACAUAUAAAGAUUCUUUCUUUGAGUAUUGUCUCAAUUCCUUAAAAGAAAUACCUUUAGAUGGGGAUGCUUCUGCUAGUCCUUUCCAACAUUUUGGUGCUGUUUUGAAUGUCCUUCAAGCCCAUUCUGGGCAGCUAGUCUCCUGCCAACUUUCUGAGGAAAUGGAAAGGUUGCUGUUAGCAUCUGGGCAUGUUAAUCCAAGACUUCAGGGUGGUGGAGUUAUAGAUUCAUUACCAUCUGAUGGCUAUCCUGGCGAUGUUGAGGCAGAAACCGACUCUUACUUCCACCAAAUAUAUUCUAAGCAGUUAACUGUUGAUCAAAUGAUUAAAAUGAUUGCCCGUUUCAAGGAUUCUCCUGAAAAAAGGGAACAAUCAAUCUAUCAUUGUAUGAUAGCAAAUCUAUUUAAAGAGUACCUCUUCUUCCAUAGUCAGCCAGAAAGUCAAUUUGAAGUCACUGCUGUUCUCCUUGGAUCCCUUAUAAAUCAUCAACUUCUGCACUGUCAUACCCUUGGUGUUGCCAUCCACUGCGUUCUGAAUGCAUUGCGUGAACCUGUGGACUCGAAAAUGUUUGUAUUUGGGGCCAAGGCUUUGGAGCAGUUUUUAGACCGUUUGGUGGAGUGGCCAAAAUAUUGCAAUGAGAUUUUGCAAAUACCUCAUUUGCGUGGUGCCCAGGCUGAGCUCUUUUCAUAUAUUGAGCGCGUUCUUACACACAUUUCCUUAGGCCAGUUGGAAUCAAAUGGUGGCAAUGGUGCUCCAACUGAUCAACACAAAGGUUUUAGUCGGGCUCCCUCAGAAAACCUGGAGGCAUUGGAACCUUCAGGGAUAUUCAAUGGUUCUGGCACCACAAAACCUGGACAGCAACUUUCUCCAUGCCAAUUGCAACAGAGGCGUCUAGGUUUUGUGGAUGGCUGGGAUAAAGCUUCUGCAGCUUAUGUUAGCCACAUGGAGCUCCCUUUAUCUUUUGCUGGACAACCUUUGUUCGGUUCCUCAAAUGUUGACUUAAUCAGUAAUCAGAAGCCCUUGCAAAUUGUGCCUUCUCAGCAUCCUCCAAGCAGGCCAGCUACUGUGAUACCCUCUCUUGGGUUUUUGCAUCAUUCUCAAGGAAUAACAUCUGUAGGAUUGCUUAGACAAAAUACACAUAACAUGGGUUUUGGAGCUGCUUUGAACAUUGAAACUCUACUUGCAGCUGCUGAGAGAAGGGAUACUCCCUUGGAGGUGCCUGCUGUAGAAGUUCAGGAAAAGAUAUCAUUUAUGGUUAACAAUAUCUCAUCUGCAAAUAUAGAUUCUAAAGCAAAAGAAUUUAUAGGGAUCCUCGAAGAGCAGCACUAUCCGUGGUUUGCUCAGUAUAUGGUGAUGAAAAGGGCGAGCAUUGAGCCAAAUUUCCAUGACCUCUAUUUGGAAUUCAUAGACAAGGUUAAUUCGAGACUAUUGAAUAAAGAGAUCAUGAAUGCGAGUUACGAGAAUUGCAAGGUUCUUUUAAGAUCCGAACUAAUAAAAUCAAGUUCGGAAGAGCGUUCCUUAUUUAGAAAUCUUGGGAGCUGGCUUGGAAAAUUCACAAUCGGCAGGAAUCAAGUUUUACUUGCCCGAGAAAUAGAUUUAAAAGCAUUAAUAAUAAAGGCAUAUGAAAAGGGAUUGAUGAUUGCAGUAAUUCCAUUUACCUCAAAGAUUCUAGGACAAUGCCAGUCCAGUCUAGCUUAUCAGCCCCCUAAUUCUUGGACUAUGGCAAUCCUUAGUUUACUUGCUGAGAUCUAUGCACUUCCAAACCUUAAAAUGAACCUGAAAUUCGACAUUGAGGUUCUGUUUAGGAAUCUUUGUGUGGAUAUGAAAGAUGUAAAACCAUCUUCCCUUCUCAAAGAUCGUGUUCGGGAAAUAGAAGGCAAUCCUGAUUUUUCUAAGAAAGAUACUGGUGCAUCCCAGCCACCAAUGGUUGCGGAAGCUAACUCUGGAAUGGUAUCUUCAUUGAGUCAAGUUGAGGUGCAGGCCGAGCAUACCAAUCCAUCUCACUCCUGUGGCCAUUACAAUGGACUGUCCCAAUCUACUCCAUCGCGGUCACCAUUAUUUGCUACUCAGCAUCUGACACCAAUCCCUAAUAUUGGAAUUCAUGUUGUUGUCAAUCAAAAGCUUGGUGCUUUGGGCAGGCAGUUGCAGUUUCAGAGAAUCGUGGCAGCAGCUGUGGAGAAGGCCAUCCUAGAGAUAACAUCUCCUGUUGUUGAACAGAGUGUUAAAGUUGCUAGCCAGACAACUAAGGAACUUGUUUUAAAGGACUAUGCUAUCGAGUCAGAUGAAAGUCGCAUAUAUGCGGCUGCACGUGCAUUGGUGGCAAAUCUAGCAGGAUGUUUAGCUCAUGCGCAAUGCAAGGAAUGUCUUCCUCAAAUCUUGUCAAAUCAGCUUCGCAAUUCUCUUCAAUCCUUGAAUAUUAUGAGUGAUUCUCUCAAACAGACCGUACAGCUCAUUACGAAUGAUAAUCUUUGUCUGGGAUGUACAGUGGUUGAACGUGCUGCAACUGAGAAGGCAGUGCAAUGCAUUGAUGGCUAUAUGUCUCCAUCUCUAGAUUUUAGACGAAAGCAGAGGGAGGGAGUUGGUUCUGCAUUUUAUAAUGCAAUUACUUACAUGAAAGGCCCUUUUGCCAGCAUACCAGAGGCACUUCGCCCCAAGCCUGGCUGCUUGUCCACUAUCCAACAUCAAGUUUAUGAGUAUUUUGUCCAGCAACCAUGGCAAAAUCAGUCAAGCCCCAGUUCUAAUGCUGCGCAUUCUGGUCUAACCAGUUCAUAUUGUGGUUCUCUUAGUUCAGGCUUGACUUGUGUUUAUGGUGCAAGUUCAGGACAGCAAAUCUCAAGCAUAUAUUCGGCUGAACCAGUGAUUCCUGGGUUCAGUGCCGUUGCCCAACCAUUGGAUCUGAUUCCUGAAGAGAUGGACCCCCUUUCGGCACAACCUUUUAGUGCCUCGGCUCUCAUCGGGAUGGCUGAUGGUGUUAUCCAGCAUGGUGCAGAAAUGAACUCUCCUGCACCUUCAUUUCCCUCAAUGGCUACAGCCCCAGAACUGCAGCCGGUGGAAUCCUCUAUUGCAGUGAAGGACUCUGGAACUGUUGUACUGCCGUUGCCGAUUGUUUUAGUUUCACAGCACCUUGGAAGUGGCUUAUCAGAUCCUUUGUUGACAACAGGAGAUGCAUUGGAUAAGUUCCAGUUAGUAGCACGGAAGCUGGAAGCUUUGAUCACUAAAGGCGCUAGAGAUGUAGAAAUUCAGGGAGUUAUUGCUGAAGUGCCUGGAGUCAUUCUUAAAUGUGUAAGCAGAGAUGAAGCUGCCAUGACAUUGGCCCGGAAGGUCUUUAGGAGCUUGUAUGAGAAUGCAUCAAACAGCGUACAUGUUACUUCCCAUGUUGCAAUUCUGGUAGCUAUUCGCAACAUUUGCAAGCUUAUUGUCAAGGAACUAACGAGUUGGGUAAUUUACUCAGAUGAAGAGAGGAAGUUCAACAAAGAUAUAACAGUCCGCCUUAUUCGUUCCGAGUUACUAAACCUUGCAGAGUACAACGUGCACCUAGCCAAACUUAUUGACGGUGGCAGGAACAAAGCGGCUACAGAUUUUUCUGUUUCUCUUGUCCAAACAUUGGUGGUUCAGGAGCCUCAAAUAAGUGUCUCAAAACUCUACAGUCUCAUGGAUACUUUGGAAAAGCUUGCUUCAAGACCUGGAUCUGCAGAAUCCUUGCAACAAUUGGUUGAGAUUGCCAAGAAUUCCAGCUCCACUGUGGUAUCUCUUCCUGGUUCUGAUAUUGGCAACGAAGAUAUGAUCAGACAGUCCAGGGACAAGAAGGUUGGUUCUGGUCAUUCCUUGGCAAGUAGAGAGGACCAUGAUGUUACCAAAUCUGUGGCUGUGGAUCCUGCUGGUUUCCUAGAUCAGGUUUCUCAUCUCUUCGCUGAAUGGUGUCGGAUUUGUGAACUUCCUGGUAUGAAUGAUGCAUCUUAUGCCCAUUAUAUUUCACAAUUGCAGCAAAGUGGGCUACUUAAAGGUGAUGAUAUCACAGAUCGCUUUUUCUGCAUCCUUACGGAACUUUCUGUGACACGUUGUCUAUUCUCUGAAGUGACUAAUCUCUAUGUGUUGUCACUACAAUCACCUCAACAAGCCCAUGAUCUCUCGUUUAUUGCCAUUGAUAUGUAUUCAAAGCUUGUGGUUUUAGUUCUCAAGUACUGUGCAGUGGAUCAGGGAUCUAUUAAAGUCAUUCUUCUAGCCAAGAUUCUGUCUGUGAUUGUGAGAGUUAUCCAAAAAGAUGCUUUAGAGAAUAAGUCCUCUUUCAACCCAAGGCUGUAUUUCAGGCUGUUUGUAAACUGGCUUUCGGAUUUUGGUUCCCCUGACACUGUCCUUGAUGGUGCCAACUUUCAGGUCUUGACGGCAUUUGCCGAUGCUUUCCAUGCAUUGCAGCCUCUGAAAGUUCCUGGCUGGAGAUUUGCAUGGCUUGAGUUGGUGAGCCACAGAAGUUUCAUGCCACAAUUACUCAUGUCCAACUCUCACAAGGGUUGGCCUUUCAUCCAUCGCUUGCUCAUAGACUUGUUCAAAUUCAUGGAGCCAUACGUGAGGAAUGAUGAACUAGGAGAAACGGUUCGCUUUCUAUACAAAGGAACUCUAAGGGUCCUGCUGUUACUGCUUCAUGAUUUUCCAGAGUUCCUUUGUGGUUAUUAUUUCAGCUUCUGCGAUGUGAUCCCUCCCAGUUGCAUUCAAAUGCGAAACAUUAUUCUCUGUGCUUUUCCCCACAAUAUGGAGCUGCCCUAUCCUUUAACUCCCAACUUAAAGGUUGAUUUGGUCCCUGAAUCCAGCCAGUCACCAUGCAUCCUCUCUGAGGUUGAUGGUGCCAUCAAAGCAAUGCAAAUUAAGACUAAAAUUGAUGAGUAUCUCAAGUCAUGGAAAAAGGGAUCUCCACUUUUAGCGGAGCUAAACCAGAGUCUGCUGCUUCCCCAAAGCGAGGCGGCACUGGCUGGGACUCGGUACAAUGUACCCCUGAUCAACUCCCUCGUGCUUUACUUAGGCAUGCAGGCUAUCUACACCACUCCCGUGGAUGACUUUUCAGUCAGUCCUACCAUGGACAUUUUCCAGGUUAUGAUAACAGAUUUGGAUCCAGAAGGGCGCUACCUUUUCCUAAAUUCAGUUGCCAACCAAUUACGUUACCCAAGCAGCCAUACCUUCUACUUCUCCUUGGUCCUUCUCUAUUUGUUUUCAGAAGCAAGCCAGGAUGUCAUUCAGGAGCAAAUAAUGAGGGUGUUGUUAGAGCGUCUCAUUGUCAAGCAACCUCAUCCAUGGGGCUUGCUGGCCACCUUUAUUAAGCUCGUUAAGAAUCCACAGAAUGACUUCUGGAACCAGCCAUUCAUUCGGCAUGAGCGUAAGAUUGUUGAUGAACUGUUUGAAUUACUGGCAAGACCCUAUGGCAGCAUGAUGACUAUGGAUGGUGGGAUGGUCCCAGGUGGGGUUUCUGAUAAUGCUCAUUGAAAUCUUCUUGGAAACAUUGAAAACCAAUCGGAUCUUACAUUCAUGGUGUACUGUAGUUAGUUUCUAUGGGUCUUUUCAGGGGCCAGGCAUCAGGAGCUCUGUAUUAUAGGUAAAUGAAAUUCUCAUAAUAGAAAGUCAUAUUGUGACUGUUUAUUCUGG
Messenger RNA from Magnolia sinica, 7431 nucleotides. RefSeq lists its product as uncharacterized. Gene Ontology annotation, biological process: nuclear-transcribed mRNA catabolic process, deadenylation-dependent decay. The record is from RefSeq and is a predicted model, not a curated record. Gene Ontology annotation, molecular function: molecular adaptor activity. The transcript is spliced from 51 exons. The coding region runs from base 103 to 7272 and encodes 2389 amino acids. Gene Ontology annotation, cellular component: P-body; CCR4-NOT core complex. NCBI's taxonomy places the organism in Eukaryota, Viridiplantae, Streptophyta, Magnoliopsida, Magnoliales, Magnoliaceae.